Cicer arietinum (chickpea) is the source of this 2095-nucleotide messenger RNA. RefSeq names its product rust resistance kinase Lr10-like. Lineage: Eukaryota; Viridiplantae; Streptophyta; Magnoliopsida; Fabales; Fabaceae. The record is from RefSeq and is a predicted model, not a curated record. Gene Ontology annotation, molecular function: ATP binding; polysaccharide binding; protein kinase activity. Gene Ontology annotation, biological process: protein phosphorylation.
AAAACAAGUCAUUAAUAUUAUUAUCAUUGCAAUAGAAAAAACAAAGAACAAGAUGAUCCCAACCUACAUAUUGAAUGCAUAGGCAAAACUUAAUUAUAGAGCAGAAUGUGGGGCAAUUACUCUAGACUAAUAUUUCUUCCAUUCUUUUGCUUUCUUUUGAGUGUAAAUUACUACACUAACCUUGCCUUAGCUAAUAUUCAAUGCAUGAAAACAAGGUGUAAUCACAAUGAUGCUCCUACAAUUCAAUACCCUUUUAAACUUCAAAACAUUCAACCACAAAAUUGUGGCAAGAUUGGGUUUGAUCUUUCAUGCAAUGAGAAUCACCAAACCAUAUUAGAAUUGCCAAUUUCAAUAAAUUUUGUUGUCAAAAAAAUUGAUUACAAGUCCCAAGAAAUUCAUGUGACUGACCCAAAUGAAUGCAUUCCAAGACUCAUUUCACAUUUAAAUAUAUCUUCCACUCCUUUUCAUUUCAUUGACAAUUCCAACUCCAAUUUCACUUUUUUCAAUUGUUCAUCCAUGAACACUGCUUUACAAUCUCAUUAUUCAUCCAUUAAAUGUCUUUCUUCUCAUGGAUACCAUGUUUAUGCCUUGAACUCUACACUUCAAAUUAAGGAUGUUACUUUGUCAUAUUGUACAAAGUUGUAUGACAUGUCUUUUGUUCCGGAAAGUGUUAUUUUUAGCAAUGAAGAUCAACUUGUUUUAGGCUGGGAUACAAGUUGUGGCAAUGAAAAUGAAACAGAAAAUGAAUGUUCUAACAUUGUUUCCAAAUCAAAAGGUGCAAGGAAAAAGGAAGCCAUCCUAGUACCAAUAGUAUCAUGUUUUGGAAUUUUAUUAUUAGUGACCGUAUUAUAUCAUAUCCGAUACACAACUCAAAAAGACAAAGAAAAUGAAGCAAGAAUAGAAAAAUUCUUAGAGGAUUACAAAGCAUUGAAACCAACAAGGUAUUCCUAUUCAGACAUAAAGAGAAUCACAAACAAUUUCAAGAACGAACUUGGACAAGGAGCAUAUGGAACAGUGUACAAAGGUAAAUUAUCUAGUGACAUAUAUGUUGCUGUCAAGCUUCUCAAAACAUCCACAGGAAAUGGACCAGAAUUCAUCAAUGAAGUUGGAACAAUGAGUCAAAUUCAUCAUGUUAAUGUUGUUCACUUAGUUGGAUUUUGUGCAGACGGGCACACACGUGCUUUGGUGUACGAGUAUUUACCAAAUGGUUCGUUGCAGAAAUUCAUUUCCACCACAGAUUUCAAAAACCAUUUUUUGAGUUGGGAUAAGUUACGAGAAAUCGCGCUUGGUAUAGCGAAAGGGAUUGAGUAUCUUCAUCAAGGAUGUGACCAGAGGAUACUUCACUUUGAUAUAAAACCGCAUAAUAUUUUGCUUGACAAUAACUUCACUCCUAAGAUAUCUGAUUUUGGUCUGGCUAAGCUUUGUUCGAAGGAUCAAAGUGCGGUUUCCAUGACGGCCGCGAGGGGGACUAUUGGUUACAUAGCGCCCGAAGUUUUUUCUAGGAACUUUGGGAAUGUUUCGUAUAAGUCAGAUGUUUAUAGUUUUGGAAUGUUGUUGCUUGAGAUGGUCGGGGGAAGACAAAAUGUUGAUGUUGUGGAGAAGAGAAGUGGUUUAGGGUAUUUUCCGGAAUGGAUUUAUAAUUUGUUGGAGCAAGGGGAUGAUUUGAGAGAACACAUUGAAGUCGAGAAAUACGCGAAAAUAGCGAAAAAGCUUGCGAUUGCGGGACUUUGGUGUAUUCAAUGGCACCCGAUAGAUCGUCCUUCUAUGCAAGUUGUUGUUCAUAUGUUGGAAGGAGAUGGAGAUAAGUUAAGUAUGCCACCUAAUCCAUUUGCUUCAGCUGAUCCUGCUAUAAUGAAUGUUAGUGUGAUUGGAAGACAACUUCAUAGAGAUUAAUGAUUCAUGUUAAUAUGAAAUAUAUCAUACAUGUAUGUAUUAAAGAUAAUGAAUCUUAAAUGCAUCUAUAUUUGGUAGGUACUUGUUUGAUCUUGUCACAAUAUGUUUCAAUGUGUUCUUGUUUAAGUUUUAUGAAAUUAGACUAUUUGAUCUUGAUGUGUAGAUCGAGCUUCAAUAAUAAUUUUUGUUUGAAGAAGCAAAA